UACAUUGAUUUCUAAGGGAAAAAUUGCUUCAGUUUUCGAACUUUUCGGUUCACGAACAGCCUCCUGAAAUUAGAUAAGUUGAAAAAUCGGGGGGUUCCACUGUACGUUAUAUUUUACACAUUUAAGAUUGAAUAAUCUGAAUAUUGCACUUCUCUCUUUUUUACUCCAUCCGUGCUUUCUGAGGUAUUUCACUUGAACCGUAUGCAUUACCCUAUCACUUGAUUCUGAGCUAUUUCCAAUUUAUCCCAAAAAAAACAUCCCCAAACUAAAUCUUGACCACCAAAACGCCAUCUAACUUGAAAAGUAUCUGCAAAUAUGUUUUCCUCGCCAAACUUGCCACAAAAGAGACUUAACACAGACAAAUACACAACCAUCACAAAGUUGUACACCUUUCUUUUUUUUGUACAGUAGUUGUAUCUCAUCUCUGAUUGGCCAGGAAGAGCUGUACUCAUCAUCAACAUGAGACAUGGAAACGUAUAAAAUACCUCUGAAUGUGUGUGUGCGACCUAAGUACACAGUACAGAGAGUAUGCUAUUGCUAUGUUAGUACUGCUUAGAGUGAGAUAAAAGUUCUGAUGAAAAUAAUCUGUGUAUCGCUAAUGUUGUUUCACACUUGUUUGUAGAAAUGUUAAAGUUUGAACAUGGAGAUCAGCACUAACAGGUCUGACAUUUUUAUUCACGUCCAUCCGUGUUAUAAAUUAGACAUGUUGAAUGUGUUGUUCAGUAACCCGUCUGCAGUCUGCUUCCUGUUCCAUGUUUUCCUCAGCUCAUUAUCUGCUGCCACCGUAUGUGGAAACCUGCUGGUAAUACUCUCCAUCGCUUAUUUCAAACAACUGCAAACUCCUUCCAACGCUCUCGUCCUGUCUCUGGCUGUGGCUGAUCUCCUGGUCGGGAUCAUUGUUUUCCCUCUCUCCAUCGCGUUCCCUUUGACCCCGUGUAUUUUUCACCACGAUGUGUUUUGCGCUGUACGCGGUACUUUCGAAGUGUGCCUGUGCACAGCAUCCAUUCUGAACCUGUGCUGCAUUUCCAUCGACAGAUACUACGCCGUUUGUCGACCGCUCUCCUACAAAACCAGGAUGAACGACAACGUCGUUUUAGUGAUGAUCCUGCUGAGCUGGACUGUUUCUGCUUUGGUUGGACUUGGUUUAGUUUUUGUGGGGAUGAACCAGGCGAACUGCGAGGACUGUUUCGUCGAUAAGGUGGUGGCAAACGUGAUGGGCCUUAUUUUUGCAUUUUACCUUCCGGUGGUCAUCAUGCUCUGUAUCUACUUAAAGAUUUUCGCCGUCGCACAAAAACAGGCGCAUAGCAUCCAGAACGCAACGAGCCAGAUCAGGAAGUCCGGAGGAGCGAUCAGUAAGAUGGAGAAAAAGGCCACAAAGACAUUAGCUACAGUUAUGGGAGUAUUUCUGAUCUGCUGGUUGCCUUUCUUUCUGUGUACCACCGCGAGGUCCUUUAGUCGUGUUUUUGUUCCGCUUGAGUUUGUCGAAUUUCUGAACUGGCUCGCACUUUCUAACUCCAUGCUUAAUCCACUCAUCUAUGCCUUCUUCUAUAGCUGGUUCAGGUCAGCGUUCAGGAUGAUCGUCUCUCAUCAGAAUGAUAGUGUAACUGCAGUACUGGUUGUCACCUGA
Molecule: messenger RNA, 1627 nt
Organism: Cynoglossus semilaevis (tongue sole)
Lineage: Eukaryota; Metazoa; Chordata; Actinopteri; Pleuronectiformes; Cynoglossidae
Product: trace amine-associated receptor 1-like
Exons: 1
Coding region: 641-1627 (328 amino acids)
Biological process (GO): G protein-coupled receptor signaling pathway
Cellular component (GO): membrane
Molecular function (GO): trace-amine receptor activity
Source: RefSeq, a predicted model, not a curated record